UCUGCUCUCACUAUGGCUGCAUGGCUGUCCCGGAGUGUGGUGGGAAGGAAUGGGAGCUGGCUGCUGCCGUGCCCUAAUGCCGUGGCCCGGGUCUGCUCCAGGGGGGGGAGAGGCCCGUCCUCUGCCCCGGAGGCCCUCUCUGCGUUCCAGGACAAGCCUCGGACAGUGGAGGACCUCCCACAUGUCAGCUUCUUGGAGCUACUUUACAGGAUGGUGUUUCAGGGUUUCUACAACCGUUUGCACGAACUACAGAUCUAUGAGAAGCAGCUAUAUGGGCCCAUAUACAGAGACGGACUGAAGUCAGUUUCCGUGAACACUCCAAAGCUGCUGGAGGAAGUCCUGAGGAACGACGAGAAGUUCCCUAGACGAGGAGACAUGACGACGUGGAAAGAGUAUCGUGAUAUGAGAGGAUUUGGCUAUGGGCCUUUCACGGAGGAGGGGGAGAAGUGGUACAACCUGAGGGUGAUGCUGAAUAAGCGCAUGCUGUAUCCGAAAGACUCUGCACAAUAUGAUGGUGUUAUCAACGACGUGGUUACGGACUUCAUCAAGAGGAUCUACUUCCUGCGUCAGCGCAGCCCGACGGGAGAUUUGGUGACAGAUGUGGCCAAUGAGCUGUAUCACUUCUCACUAGAGGGUAUUGCCUCCAUACUGUUUGAGACGAGGCUUGGGUGUCUGGAGAAGGAAAUCCCUGCCGGUACACAAGGCUUCAUCAAUGCCAUAGCCCAGAUGUUCUCCAACAACCUGGCUGCAUUUAUGGCACCCAAGUGGAGCCGCAGUCUGCUACCCUACUGGGGGCGCUACAUUGCAGGCUGGGAGGGUAUCUUCUGCUUUGCUAAAGAGUUGAUUGACAAGAAGAUGGAGGUCAUUCAGCAGCGUGUGGACAACAACCAUGAUGUGGAGGGCGAAUACCUAACAUACCUCCUCUCAAACACUCAGAUGAGCACUAAAGAUGUGUAUGGCAGCAUCACUGAGCUUCUAUUAGCUGGAAUGGACACGACCUCAAACACCCUCACGUGGACUUUGCACCUGCUGUCCAAGUACCCUCAAACCCAGGACAGACUUUACGAAGAAGUGUCCACAUCGGUGCCAGCGGACCGGAGCCCCUCCGCUGCCGAGGUCACCCGGAUGCAGUAUUUAAAGGCUGUUGUCAAGGAGGCCCUGAGGAUGUACCCUGUGGUUCCUAUGAACGCACGGAUCAUUGCAGAAAAGAAUGUUGCUGUUGCUGGAUAUCAAUUCUCCAAGAAUACCCCUUUCACGUUUUGUCACUAUGCCAUCAGUCAUGAUGAGGACACAUUCCCAGAGUCGUUCACGUUUAAGCCAGAGAGAUGGCUCCGUGACGGCCGUGAGAGGCCAAACCCCUUUGCCUCCAUCCCCUUUGGCUUCGGAGUGAGAGGCUGUGUCGGUCGCCGGAUUGCUGAGCUUGAGAUGUACCUGGUUCUGUUUCGGGUCAUCAGGCAGUUUGAGAUCAAACCAGACCCCAACAUGGGAGAGUUGAAAUGCAUCAACCGCACUGUUCUGAUACCAGACCAACCACUAAACCUGCACUUUGUGGAGCGAGGAUGUGGAAACGCAGCUUGAUUUGCAGAUUUCUUUCAAUGAAAAUGUUGCAAAUGAAUGAAAAGCUUGUAUUUUUAAGGAUGUCUGAUGUAUUAAGAGAGCGAGACAGGUUUGGAACUUUUGUCAUAACAAAUGCAAGUAAAUAUAUAAUGCACAUUAUUAUUAUGCAAACAUGUAUUUUCUUUUGUUAAAAUAUGCUCUAUAUCAAAUGCUCUAUAUACAAAAAAAGGACAUCACAAAGUUACUUGCCAUUCAAUAUUUUAAAGCAACUGUGGAACCACUGAGCACUUCUGGAAUGUUCAACGUGCCACAUGUCUGACCAUGUGGUUUCACUUUUAACGCACAAUAAAGCCUUGCACUUUUUGUAUUCAGCAAUAAUACGAAGCAUUGCCGCACUUCAAUACAGACGACGUGAUGUAUCCGAAGAGCAAUCUCUUCUUCUGUAACGUAUGUAAGAACAAAUGAAUGGAAUAUAUAUUUUUUUAAUGCCAAAUUUGUGAAACUGUGCACGAUCUAGUUACAGAUAACACGGGAAACCGAGAACAGAUCUGGUUCAGGUUCAGAUGGCUGGAAAGCAAAGGCAUAAGUCUCAUUGACAAUGUGUCAGGACAUGAGUGGAAAUGUGAGUAGUAAUACUGCAUGGCUGAUUGGGGAAAGUGGACACAGGAGACCAGUGGAUGACAGUCAGGUGGCUGGGACAGGUGGAGGAGUCUGAGGGCUUUUGGUGGAUGGAUGGAGAGUGGCGAUGCAGGAAAGCUGCGGUAGAGAGAAGUAGCUGGAGGCAGAGCGGGUGAAAUAAACACAACUACGACAAGCAUUGUGACACUAACGCUGUAUGUCUUUUUUUUAUUUUACACACACACACAUAUUUUUAAAAUAUAUUUUUCAUGUUAUAGGUUUCUUUAAAUUUGUUUCUAUGAUUAUUUGCUUUUGCGGUACUUUGGCAACAAACACCAAUGCCAAUGUAUUGUAUCGUAAACUUGAUUCUGAUUAAUAUCAAUUAUUAAAUAAAAAACUUUUCAAUUGUC
Anarrhichthys ocellatus (wolf-eel) is the source of this 2585-nucleotide messenger RNA. RefSeq names its product cytochrome P450, family 27, subfamily A, polypeptide 1.1 (gene cyp27a1.1). Gene Ontology annotation, molecular function: iron ion binding; oxidoreductase activity, acting on paired donors, with incorporation or reduction of molecular oxygen; heme binding. The transcript has 9 exons. The record is from RefSeq and is a predicted model, not a curated record. Gene Ontology annotation, biological process: cellular response to peptide hormone stimulus; cholesterol metabolic process; C21-steroid hormone biosynthetic process. Bases 13 to 1578 code for a protein of 521 amino acids. Gene Ontology annotation, cellular component: mitochondrial inner membrane. NCBI's taxonomy places the organism in Eukaryota, Metazoa, Chordata, Actinopteri, Perciformes, Anarhichadidae.